Molecule: messenger RNA, 1863 nt
Organism: Mercurialis annua (annual mercury)
Lineage: Eukaryota; Viridiplantae; Streptophyta; Magnoliopsida; Malpighiales; Euphorbiaceae
Exons: 2
Coding region: 343-1236 (297 amino acids)
Source: RefSeq, a predicted model, not a curated record
UCCCAAAUCAAAGCACCACGUGUCCCUCCUUUCGAUAAUAUAGCGACGCGUACGUAUCACCUAUUGGCUGAAACAAUGCCCUAAUAUAAAAAGCUAAUUUGUCUCAAAUAUUAUUCAGUGCGUGGGGUCCAUUUAAAUAUUUAAUCUGUGAACCAAUCAUCUUUUUUCACUGUUUCAGAAGAAGUUGCCCUAGACACGUGGUGCUUGUGUACCCUAGCCACCGUGAAACGUUAUGAUUAUCGUCAGUUUGCUCUCUCUCUCAGAACUUUGUAUUUGUUUUUCUAGAGAGAGAGAGAGAGUGAGAGAGUGAUAGUUUGCUUUUCCGGUGGCGGUUGAGCUGUCAUGGAUGGAAGCGAUCGGUGGCGCGUGGUUUCUUGCUCUCAGGAAAAAACGAUAAUCAAUCCGAUAAUGCUUAGAUUCCGUCCGAUUGCACCGAAACCGGUGGGGAACGGAUCAGGCUUUUCCGACUGUUGGAAUAAGAAUAGUUUGGUUAUGAGUAAUGUUAGGACUAAGAGAAAGUAUGUUAAGGUUAAAAAGAGGACUGAAUUUAACUACAAACGAAGAAGAGACAAAAAUAAAUCAGUUUCAUCGUCAGAUCUUGAAAAGGAAGAUGAUCGGACGGAGGAGAAGCUUUUUACGCUACAGUUACUACCGGAGAAAAUCGUUGAUGACGAAGUUAAGGAUUCGUCAGGAUCUUCCGGUAGCAGUGCGGUGGUUAUAAGCAAAGAUUAUCAUGAAAAGUCAGAUCUAACGGCGGUAACUUCGUUUAACUACUUGAGCAACAAACAGAGGAACGGAGAAGCAGAUCGGAGGGUUUUGGAAACGGUGGUGACGGUAGAAAGCGUGACAGACACGUGCAUGGAUGAGUUGGUGUUAGGGGUGGGAAGUACGGACGUGGAGAGAAUGAAGAAUCUAGAGAAGGACACGUGUCCAGGGUUUAUAUCGGACGGUUCAAACAGAGUAGAGUGGGUUAAUGAAGCGUACAAGAAGAUGAUAAUGACUGGGAAUGAAGGAGAACAGAAUAUUUCAGCAGUGAGGUUGGUGAUAAAAGAGAAGGUACUGCCACAUCUGAAUAACCGGGCAGCAUUUACAUGCUGGGUCAGGUUACAGUACACGUGGCGGACGGAGAAGAAUAUACAGAUGGUACCGUGUGAUGUGUGGAAGAUGAGCUUCGGCGGAUUUGCAUGGAGGCUGGACGUUAAAGCAGCUCUGAGCUUGGGUGUCUAUAAAUCAUGAACAUGGAGAAAUUAAUUCCAUUCCAUGUCAGAAGGGGCGGAUUUUUGGCGCUCGUGGAAUGAUUUGAUAUGACAAUUUUAACAUACGCUGCCUAGCACAUAUACCAUUUGAACUUUAUAGUUCAUUGGCAUUUUUGGAAGUUUUUCAAACUUUAGUGUUUGUUGAAAGAUUUCAAUUAUUGAAAACAAACAAAAUAUAUUUUAUAUAUCAACAUAACUAUAUAUAGAUGGAGACAUUUUGAAAAAGUAGUUUCUUAAUUAUAUUAUUUAAAAAAUGAUUUAUAGUUAACCUAUAUUUAGCAUUGAUAAGAUAAUAUAAACUAUAACAUAGAAUUGAGAAACCCUUAUAAGAAAAAAAAGAAUUAUUUAAAAAAAAUUAUAAGAAAUGAUUAUGUUUUAAGGUAGGAAGAGAAUGACAUAAGCAUUUUGGAUAAAUUUCCUAUGAAAUAGCAGGGAUUCUAUGGUCUAAUGGGAAAUUCUUGAUUAAAUACGAUUCGUGGUGGAUUUUUUUCACAUUAGUUAAAUUCAUACUUUAAAUAUUGUAGAAUUGGGAUGAAUAUCAUAUGAGUAAUAAUUUUCCAUAUGUGGAAAUAUAAUAUCUGAGUAAAAGAUCAAUCUGAUUUUUAAA